CGUCCCUCCUCUCCCCCACCCCACGUCUCCAUCCCCACACUGGAACAGAAACUGGUGCAGUGCCGAUCCAUAUGUGCAUGUGUGUGUUUUCGAGCUGCCAGUUUCUUGAGAGCACUCAGCCCUCGAGUGCACGGGUGAUCUAUAUGAGAAUGCGCGUGCUGAAAUUCAUGGAGGAUCUUUAGUGUUGAGGGGCAUGUGUGCAGACAGGGAGGCAGUGUGAGGAUGCAUGGUGGGCGGGUGCUGUCGUGAUCAGUGGAGUUUUUCGGUGUACUAUCCCUGUGCCGUCUGCUAUCCCAUCUCUUCAUUUUGGUCAUCCACUGAGGACAAAGCGCAUCCUGCUGGGAUGUCCACCUCAUCUGAUGCAAAAGACGGGAGUAAAAGGAACUCUUUGGAGCCAGAUGUGGAGCACACACACAGAGCCCCUGGGGCUGAGCAAGGAGGGAUUUCACCACCUCAGGUGAAGCUGAAAGACAGGCAGAAGUUCUUUGAGGAGGCCUUUCAGCAAGACAUGGAGCAGUACCUGUCUACUGGUUACCUGCAGAUUGCAGAGAGACGAGAGCCAAUAGGCAGCAUGUCGUCCAUGGAGGUGAACGUGGACAUGCUGGAGCAGAUGGACCUGAUGGACAUGUCGGACCAUGACGCUCUGGAUGUCUUUCUGCAUUCUGGAGGAGAAGAUAACAGCGCCGCCUCACCUGUGGCAGGUCCAGACGUUGAGUCCUUCACCGCAGAGAUCAGCCUCCAGGUUCCCACCCAGGCUGAGCUGCGACACAAGCUGUCGUCCCUGUCCUCCACCUGCACCGACUCGGCCAGCCAGGACACCGAGGCCGGGGAGGAGGAUGAGGAGGACGAGGAGGAGGAGACCGAGCGAGGCGCAGGAGGAGGGAGGAGGAAAAAAGCAACCGUGAUCGUGACCCUGGACGAAGAGGAGAUUCACCCGGACACGGCGCUGGUGGAGCAGGCGGAGCGGGAGGGGCAGAGCAGCACAGACUGUGAGCAGAGCAGGCAGACGGUGUGAGGACGGCUGGACACCCCCACUGGCCACGACAAACAAACGUUUACUCGGAUUGGAAAGAAACCCUCCAACAGUUCCAUCGAGGUUGCUGUCACUGCCACAUGACUUUGCCUUAAGAGACUGCAGAGGGAAGUUCCCAAUUUUAACCAGAGAAAGUCGAGUUCAGCUAAGAAUCCCCUUUUAAAUUAUUCAAAAAUACGACAUUUUCCAUCAAAUCCACACAUUUUUGGAGCCUCAUGCACAUCUGCAGCUCCCAGUUUCUGUGUGGAGUCCAAAAACAUGCAUGAAAAAGAAGUCAAUCCAAAUAAAAAUCAAAGUUUGGAUGUUUUUUGAGCAAAAAAAAGUGGAUUCCCUGAUAAUUAUAAUAAUGAGCGUUUAGAUGUUUACAGCUUUAUUUUUGCAGUGGGGGGGGGGGGGGGGGUUGUAGCUCAGGAUGGAAAAAGGUUUGUAGUUCAAUUGCUUAAUUGACAGCCAUUGUGUGAGUGUGCACACACACUCCUCUGCGUGCUCAAUGUGAAAAGCCAAGAAAACAAGCACUUUGUGAAGCUAAAUAAAGACAUGCUGCCCGCAGGAAGGAGGGACGAGCGCAAAGAGCAACACAACUACAGACGAGAGGUCUUCUUUGAUAUGCAGUCCAUUCCGUCUCUGCAGAAAUUGUGUUCUUGCCAUGUUCGACAAUAAACAGAUCUAUGGAAAUUCUGGAA
This is a messenger RNA of Oryzias latipes (Japanese medaka), 1716 nucleotides long. It is a transcript of the gene dtnbp1b, whose product is annotated as dystrobrevin binding protein 1b. The record is from RefSeq and is a predicted model, not a curated record. NCBI's taxonomy places the organism in Eukaryota, Metazoa, Chordata, Actinopteri, Beloniformes, Adrianichthyidae. Gene Ontology annotation, biological process: regulation of synaptic vesicle exocytosis; neuron projection development; negative regulation of protein kinase activity. Gene Ontology annotation, cellular component: plasma membrane; BLOC-1 complex; synaptic vesicle membrane.